UGCGCGCCUCGACCCGUCACGUGACCACACGGCUUGGGUAGUGUUCGCCUCGGCGAAGGGCCGGACUCGGAGCUCGAGACCCCAGCGAGCGGACGCUGUCCCGGUGCCUCGCAGAACCAGCGCGCUCACCAUGGCGAUGCAUUUCAUCUUCUCGGAUCAGGCAGUGCUGCUCUUUGAUUUCUGGAGUGUCCACAGUCCUGCAGGCAUGGCCAUUUCGGUGUUGGUGGUCCUGCUCCUGGCUGUGUUGUAUGAAAGCCUCAAGGUUGGCAAAGCCAGGCUGCUCCUCCAGGCCCUGAUGAGCCUGUCCACAGCCACCAGGCAGCAGCUCAUCGAAGAGACAGACCAGGAUUCAAGUUCAGACUCACUCCCAGACAGCAGGACCCAUCUCAGGUGGUUCAUGUGUCACUUUGGCCAGUCUUUACUCCACGUCGCUCAGGUGGUCAUUGGCUACUUCAUGAUGCUGGCUGUGAUGUCCUACAACACGUGGAUUUUCUUUGGUGUGGUCCUGGGCUCAGGUGUGGGCUACUACCUGGCCUACCCACUUCUCAACAUGACUUAGCUCGUGAAGGCUGUGCAGGAACUAAGGGCUGGAGAGAGCAGGGGCCCCUUCCCCAAACAUUUAUCUUCCAGCCUCAUGUCUUCUGUCUCUUCUGCUGGCUAGUCUCACACCAUUCUCAGCUCCUGAAAACUUUCAGCUGAAGCCAGCACAUGCUCCCUGGAGUUCAGAGGCCAUUGCGGCUCCUCAGCCAGCCUGUAGAGAGCUCAGGCAUAGUCAGUCUAUGCCUUAAAAAGGCUGCUGUGACCAGAGGGAGGAUGGAGAGACCAGAACCAGGGGGCAGGUUUGCUGAGCCCAUGAGGACUUAUCUGACUUAAAACUUACGAAUUUCCAAAGAUCAAGACAGGGAGAUGGUUCUGGGUGAUGAACCUGGAUAUCCUCUGCUCUCCUGAUCUGUGCCUUAUGCAGAGGAGCACCUUCCACUGGAAUUCCUGACUUCGGCCUCUCGGGGACAGAGAUGCGGUGGCUCCUUUUUCUCACCUUUCUGCCUUGGGACAGGUGAAGAUUGUGCCUUCUGUGGAUCAUGCUGACAAACUGAGAUUUCUCAUUGUUCCCACUGAAUGCCUGGUUGGCAAUUUUGCACAUUAAUAACAAAACCAAAUUUUUACUGAAAUGAUUUUAUUUUGUUCAUGAUCGUAGCAGCAUCUGCUGGGACCUGUUUCCCUUUCUUGGGGAGAGGAAGUGACAGCAGAUUAAAAGCAGAGAAGCAGGACUGUUUUCCAGGCCUUGACCUAUCUGAACAGAGGGAACUCCUCCCAUCAGAUGACACUGCCUGCGGGAAGAAGAUAGUUCAAUGCCUUCAGGUGUCCAGUAGCUCUUGUGGCCUUAAUAACCUCCUUUUAUCCUGAUCCUUCUUCUAUGCAAAAGCAAGAACUGCACUGAAUAACAUCUAAUACUAAUGCUAUUUAUUACUUACUGUUCACACUUAUAAUCUGGUGGGGAAACAUGAUUCACUUAAACUACUGAGUAAGCCACAGGGGGUACCGACUGAAGAUGCAAUAAGUAACCAAACCAAAGCAUUAUGUUAUAGAGUUAGAUAGGGCUCUUCAGAUAUUUGAACCUUUUCACUUAAAAAAAAAAAAAAAAAAGGAAAGAAGUGGUACUGGGAGAGGAAAUCACUGCUGUAUACUGUAAUGUCUGUACUCAGGUACCUCACAGGCCGGAUGAAAGGUGGUCUAAGCUUUGGGAAUUGAAAAAGAAAGACGCAUUUUAAUAAAUAUAUAUUUUUAAAUA
Molecule: messenger RNA, 1789 nt
Organism: Phacochoerus africanus (Common warthog)
Lineage: Eukaryota; Metazoa; Chordata; Mammalia; Artiodactyla; Suidae
Gene: SLC31A2
Product: solute carrier family 31 member 2
Exons: 4
Coding region: 131-559 (142 amino acids)
Biological process (GO): copper ion transmembrane transport
Cellular component (GO): membrane
Molecular function (GO): copper ion transmembrane transporter activity
Source: RefSeq, a predicted model, not a curated record